Raphanus sativus (radish) is the source of this 552-nucleotide messenger RNA. RefSeq lists its product as uncharacterized. The transcript has 4 exons. NCBI's taxonomy places the organism in Eukaryota, Viridiplantae, Streptophyta, Magnoliopsida, Brassicales, Brassicaceae. The record is from RefSeq and is a predicted model, not a curated record. The coding region runs from base 76 to 381 and encodes 101 amino acids.
AUUAUAGUUAUAGUGUCCACCAUUCAUUCCUUCACUCUGAUCUUAUUAUCGGUGGAGGCUGUAAAGCGGAAAGAGAUGAUAGAACCGCCAGACACCGCAGAAAAAAGCUCCUCCAGGCGCCUUCUCUUUGACCGCCGUUACGGCUGGGUGGUCGACGAGUGGAAGGACCCAUCCGAGGAAGCUCUCGCCGGCGGAAGAGGAAUGUUUUGUGUAGUUCCUUUGGGCAAAACUCUGUUUCAGACAGCUUCACAAUCAAUUAACUCGGCCGUGAAAAUUAUAGAUAUGAAGCUUCAGAAAUGGCAAAAUCCUAUGCACAACCCAAGUUCUAGUCUUGUAGACACUAAUGGAGAUUCAGCGUUCCCUGAAAAAAGCAAAACCUGAAUCAAAAUGUUUUUUUUUUUUGGAUUUGACAAAAAGAGUCCAUGUGUUUAGUGUUUGUGAUUAGUCACUCAGCUAGAUGAUCUCAUCUAUGUACUCUUUCUUGUUUGCUUGUUGUGUUCAAGACAGUUCCAAAGACAUUGUGUGGUUAUAAAAACUUUCCAUAGUGACUGA